GCCGAUUUAUACGGUACGGCCGAUCGACGGUACCAUUCGAUUGUACGUUUGUACAACUUCAUGAUCCGGCUGUAUUUUCGUGGAGAACAAAUCCGUCUUUAUUGCCAUAUUCUACGACGAUAAUAACAAUGUUCACAAGUUGAUGACAAGCAUUGUCAGUUAUCCUAUCAAACUUGUUAAAGGAUUAUAAAAGAACAAAGAUGGAUCAAAUCGAGUCGAAUCUACGGAUCCAUGUCGAGGCCGGACUGAACGAAGUGCCCGCUGUUUGGUCGGUAGUGUUGUAUACUUUGUUCGGGGCAGUUCUGGGCUUCCAAUGCUACAACCAAGCCCUCAACUACGUUCCCGCUCCUGAAAAAUAUUCUGGUGGGAAUCGGUUUAAAUGGCGCAACGUUAUGGCUUCUUUUCUUCAUGCUUUCCUCACGGGAACUGGAUCAGCUUAUUGUUUGUACACAUCUCCGUUCAUCUUAGAUGAUCUAAUACACAACUUCACACCAUUCAGCGAGAUUCUAGUUUCUCUUUCAACAGGUUAUUUUGUGUAUGAUUUCCUAGAUAUGCUCGCAUAUAAGAAGAUAUCCAGCUCGUGGCCUUUACUACUUCAUCACAUUGUUAUAUUCACAUGUUUUGGCGUAUCCCUAAACUACAAACACUACAUAGGCUACGCCGUGGUGGCGCUCAUGGCAGAGGUCAACAGUAUAUUCCUGCACCUGCGGCAGCUCCUACUCAUGAGCAGCUAUCCCAAGUCGUCUACGGCCUUCAAGGUCAACAGCGUCGUCAACGUAACGACGUACAUCGUGUUCCGCUUUGGAGUGCUCACUUGGAUGGGGUGGUGGCUGUCGCAGCACACUCACGAGUUGCCGAUCACCAUGAGCCUUCUGGCCGGCGUCGGACUAACGGUCAUGCUUUCUGUGAACUUUGUGCUCUUCUUAAGACUACUCUCGAGUGACUUUCUGUCAAGAAGGAACUGCAAGGAGUCAAAAGACGACGUCAUGGAUAAUUAAGCUUCCCCUUUACCAUCCAUCUCAAUUGUUUCUCUUUUUCUAUGAUGAAUAUGCAUCAUCCUGCUCAAGAUACAUGUUGGUUUCUCUGAAGAGAAAUCCUCUUCUUAUUUUUCGUAUGAUUUAUGUGAAAUUAAUAUUGCAUUCACUCCAUGGUCUAUGAGCAGGUGUGUAUGGUUGAUGAAGAAAGGUCUGCACAGUUUUAUUUUUUGUUAUUAGUUGGACUAUUCACAUGGUGAUCUUAUGGUGACUAGGAAUGAGAGUGCCUCUUGGAGAAAUCAUGAUUUUUUUUUUAUAUAUUUGAAUUUGUAGUGCGUUCAUGAUGAUGGUGAGAUUCUUAUGUAGAUCUUUAUGUCAAUUUCAAUGAUCUUAUGCAGAUGUUUACAGUGUAUGUAAAUUUCAAAGUACUUAUCACAAGGGAGUUAUUUUGUACUUGAAGUGUAAUUGAAUCUGGAAAUGAUCUAUGGGUUUGUGAUACCAAUGGUGAACCAAAUUUACUUCAAAUAUAGUCUGAAGUUAUUGAUAUAUUGAGCGGUUUUCAUACACUUGAUGUCGAAGCUUAACAUGAGUGGAUUUGAUCUGAUUUGAUGUGCUAAUCUGGACAGAGCAGGAACUUCUCAAAAGUUUCUUCUUGCAUGCCAAAGUUUCUGAUUUUACGGUGAGAUUCUAGUUUUUAUGUUUGCAAUUUCUCAUUGUACAGCUGAAAAUAAGGGAUCUAGACUUUGCCAGUCGCAUUCUUUCAUCUCACAGUCCCUCAAAAUGAUUUUUAGAUGCUUUUGAUUCAUCACAGCGAAAAUGAGAGGGAACAAAUGAUGUCACUUGAUGCAGUCCACUGUCAUCAUCAAACGUCUUUAAAUUGUUUGUACAUAUCACUGCAAUAGUUCCAUAGGGUUUCAGAAAUACUAAUUACCGGUAUAUAUUACUGCGGGUUUACUAAAUAAUUUGUUACCCAUUUUUUAUCACUUUACUAAUGCAUCUAUUAAAUGAGGAGGAUAUGGGGACAAGAAGAAGUGGAGGGAGGGAAGGAAGUAGGGAGUGUCAUCAUUGGGUGAAAGUCAGUAACCUUCGUAAGAGGGAAAAUGCUGACUUUAAUAAAUGAUGAAGAUGAUGAAUCACCAUGAUUAUGGAAACUGAAAAUGUGUGUUCAGACCCACAGAGGAUACGCUUCUAUGUUCAUCUUUAUGAUAACUAGAAAUCUUUCGGAGCGAGAAUCGACACACCCUCUGAGUGAACCAGAUUAAACAAGAUGAAAAUCGACCACUGUUUCCAUAUAAUGCUUGCUUGGAGUCUUUUAAACGACUCUAACCAUUGAAGUGCCAUACUCAACAUUUUCUAGAAACUUGUUUCUUCCUUUUUGUACAUUGAUCUGUAUACAUACAAUCCUGCUGUUCCCGUAAUCCUAUAUUUUUCUGUAUUUCCUUGGGUCAUAUCGCACAUUACUUUUUUCUCUACAUACACCUGUACAAGUAUAUGCACAAGCCAGUACCGGUAAACAAAUAUUGGAUAAUAUUUAUGUAAUGUUAUAUAUAGUUUAUAUAUGAUAUUAAAAUAUGAUCAGAGAUCAUUUCUAUUGGACAAUAAAAUGGAAUUUGAAAAUUAGAUUCAAAAUUAAAAUUAAAUGCGAAGCAGCACCCUAGUAUCUGAUCUGAAAAUGCAUGAAGGAGAUCCUUCUCAUCAGCUGCCCUUCAACACUGCCAUUCCAUCAAGUCUGCACUCCCAAACUCUGAUAUGACAUUUGAACACGAUUCCAUAAAGCUGCAUUGAGGCUUGAGUUGAGGCUAACCAUGUCAGUCUGUGGCUGUGUUGAAUAAAAGGUGGAGCUAUUGUACAGAGCCUAUAGGGUGGAGUACACUGUGCAGUCUGCAUAGUCUCAGAAUACAGACUCUCUAUACGCACUUUAAAUGACAAGGGUGUGUGUCAACAGACUACAUUCCAUCCGUGAUAAUGAGAGUGUAUCAAGUCUUGAACAUCCGUAAUUAAUAACCAGCUGUGAGGGAUGGUUCUUACUUUGAUGAACUACAACACAUGCUGUACACCUGUUCAACUUUCUUGCUUCAAGACCUAUUGAUAGUUACCUGUCAUGCUUUUACACUUGUUGCUGCCCUGAUGACAACGCUGUACUCUUAUCUUUCCUUGGAAGCGAGACUAAUUCUAAUAUUACUUGCCGAUUGCAUCUGAUCUUAAGCUAAUAUAUAAUCCAGUGUGAUAUUCAUGUCCGCAGCAAUUCCUCGUACAAAAAAAUUCUCAAUGUCUUCAAAAAGCAUCUCAAAACUUAACCAAUUGUGUUAGUGUUAUCCCUGUAAAUUUCUUGUAAACUUGCAAUGUUCUAUAUAAAUGCAUUAUUAUUCUUACUAUAUCACUGCCUUCUUUAAUGAAAAUUGAAGGACUUUUUAAAAUUUUGUCCAGUGGAUAUAAUCCAAUAUAGUUUUAAAAGCUGUCAUAAUUCACAAACAUUAAAACAGGUAUUAUAUGUGACAUUAAAAUGUAUGCAUCAUUGGGGCGAAAGGAAAACGAAUUUGAGCCUUGUUCAUGCAUGCAGUAUAAACUACUUACAAAAAAAAAAUACUGCAGCAAAAUUCAAUGAUUUACGCGCAAUGCACUUCAAAUAUCUUUAUUCUGUCUUUGUAUUUGGUGUACUGUGAAGGGACCCAACACAAGGGCCUACCUACGAUGUAAUUCAUCCUUUCUCCAUCCCUCUCUGUCUCGAGUUUUCUUUCUAUUAUGUCAUAUAUUUUGUCUUAUAACAUCAAGGAGUUGCUCGCCUUGAAACUCCCUGGUAACACACAGAUAUAAUUAUGUAAAUCCGCUCAGGGCCUGUGUUGCCCGAAGCUAUGUUUUCCACUACCAUUCCGUACAUGUAAAAUGUAUUUUCCUUUGCCGUGGCAUUUUCUUUCUUUUGUUGGGGGGGGGGGGGGGGGGAAGCUGUUUACUGCAUCAUGUAUAAACGGUGCUCAAUAUCCAUCUACUUGAUCCAAAACCUGGACUCAUUAUCAUUUCUAAGCUCUUUCUGAGCUUGAUAAGUCCUGCCUCCUACAGAGCCGAUCCAUUAGAGAUUUUUAUUUUCAUUCACUAGGCAUUUUAGCACAAAAGGAAAGAGGAUGAAAUCAUGCCAUUAGGCAUUGUAAGAGGAUUCAAUUAUGAUUUAAGGCGCAUUUUCUCAAGGAGCUCAUGUCCUAAUGAGUUCUUUAUAUAUAUUCCAGGGAUGUAAAAAAAGGCACAAAGAAAUCCAGGGUACAAAGAGUAGAUGUCCAAUUGUAUGUGAUGUUUUUUGGUCAACUCUUUAUCUACAGUUGAAUGUGUCCUAAAAACCACUGACUGCGAGACAAACCUGUUUUGAUAUUCAAUCUGCUAGUAUAUCAUGUACAUUAUUAUUGGAGUGCAAAUAAACACCUAAUCUAUGUUUUAUAUAAACAAAGUUUGAAGUGUGUAUAAUGGAUUGUGUAGCUAUGCAAAAUUCACCUUUCAUGCAUGUGAUGAUAUUUUAUUGAUAAUUGCUAAAAUGAUUAAUAUUCAUAGUAUUCAUUGCAUUUCAUGAAUAUUGUUCCAUGGGCUUUGUUUUACUAAAUACUUAAGAAAUUGUCUUGUGAGAGCAAGAAGAGUGGUAUUUUUGUGCUAAUUUAGUUUACAUAACGUCACUUUUUUCAGCCCCAGGGCUCGUCAAAGUUGUCAUAUUUAUCAACUGCUACUCGAUGAAAACACAAAUUGAAAGCAAUGUUUGUUUUUCCUUAGAAAGUAUAUAAUAGAACCUCUUAUCAUAGCCAUGUUCAGUCAAGCCAGGUCUCUUUAAAGUUUGAAGGACACGUUUAAAAAGAAUCGUUUGACUGUGAAUCAUUUUCAUAUUGUAAUAUUAUGCCUUUCUAGCUAGGUUCAUACAAUAGUUCAUACAUUUUAAGUUUAGCUUGUGGUUUUAACUUUCGGGUUAUCCUAGAUAUUAAAGGGGACGUGGAGAUGCACACGUUGUUUUGGGCACUUAAAUUUACUUGAAGUUUUAAACCAGAAGUAUUCUUAUGGUCAUCACAAAAACUAGGGGGGGGGGGGGGUCUUUAAGUUAUAUGCCAUGUGGACACAAUCAACUUAAGAGGUAUCACCAGCUUGUAAUUGCAAUGACUGCUUGCCUGGCUUGUUGUUUAAAACCUCACCCAGUCACUCUGAUGCCAUGUGAACACACAUUUCAGAUGUUUGCAGAUUUAAAGUUAAAACUAUGACACUGCCAUAUGAACAUAGCCCUAGUAACAUAGAUACACCCAAAUUUCAAACAAAUUAAUUUUUUUAAGCAAGUAGCCUAAUCUGUCUU
Messenger RNA from Strongylocentrotus purpuratus (purple sea urchin), 5289 nucleotides. RefSeq names its product TLC domain-containing protein 2-like. NCBI's taxonomy places the organism in Eukaryota, Metazoa, Echinodermata, Echinoidea, Camarodonta, Strongylocentrotidae. The record is from RefSeq and is a predicted model, not a curated record. The transcript is spliced from 4 exons. Bases 201 to 998 code for a protein of 265 amino acids. Gene Ontology annotation, biological process: regulation of membrane lipid distribution; phospholipid homeostasis; plasma membrane organization. Gene Ontology annotation, cellular component: plasma membrane.